AUGUUCUUCAGCCCAAGAAAAGAUGAAAGAGAUUUAUCAAAACUUAACCUGAAGUUACCAAAUCUCGAAUUCAGCAAGAGAAGAGUAUCUGCCUUUCCUGGUUUCAAAGAUUUCAAUUUUGGAAAACUAAAGAAAGAGAAGAGCAUUCGAACUAAGAAAGAAAGCAAGCUGUUUACUUCUAGAAAUAACCUUAAGCAGGACUUUUCAGCUGCAUCCUCGGUGCCAAGUCUUGAAGAAGUAAUCAUCCCGGAACGAAAUCUCCCCAUCGAUAAACUCGAGAAUUAUGUGUCAAGUAAGGAGAAAAGAGUCCCAAUUUUUGGGUAUCCCAUUAUCUCAUUCCAUCUCAAUUCUAAAUAAGGAGGAUAAAAUAAAGUUUCUAUGGAGCCUUAUUGCAAAGAAAAUAAUUAGCCUUGAUACCAAGAAAUGUUUGAUCAAGCAUUUCUUGGAUGGAAACAAAGCAUAUCAAGCAAAAGAGAGCAAUAUUUUUACUUCAUUUACAUAUGGAGCAAGCCCAUCGAAGUCGAGAAUCUCGCUUGAAGAAACAGACACAGAUUUCUCAGAGGACACUGACUCAAAUAUAAACUCUUCACGCUUAUUAAGACCUCACCAUUUGAAAAACCUCAAUCCACGUUAUAAAGGGAAAGGGAAACGUAUCAACAGCGCAAGAAGAAACCCCGAUAUGAGAUACAAAAACUACCAGUCAUUGACCAAAUACCUUAACUCUGGUGUAUCAAAGUACUCUCCAUCUCCAGCCCCAAAGAUCAAGAUUGCUAAGAAGGCAAGCUCCAAAAGCCCCUUAACAAGGGAAGAAAAGAAAAUCAUGAAAUAAAGCCUUACAAUCAUCUAUCUUCAAACCGAUGAAAAAGAAGGAAGCCAAACUUUGUUCAAGAAGCACUGUCAGGAUUGGCCGCAGUCAUAAAUUUUUGAAAGGUAUUAAGACCAAACUUCAACCACAAUGGCUCCCUAAAUUCAAAAAGGCUAAGAGAAGAGAAAAACAGGAAGAUUACAAAACUAUAUUGUAAAGCAUCUCUUGACUUGCUAUCAAUGAUGCCUAGCAGAAGAGAUUGCCAGAUUUAGGGAAUGUCUAUCCAGAUUGUGAUUUAGAUAUCGAUAUCCCCUCCUA
This is a messenger RNA of Moneuplotes crassus, 1123 nucleotides long. The record is from the annotation of a GenBank genome assembly. Lineage: Eukaryota; Ciliophora; Spirotrichea; Euplotida; Euplotidae.